CGCGGUAUAUGCUUCUGCUCAUUUUCAUAUCUCCGUUGCAACGAACUGUUCAUUGUAUUGUCACUCUAUCAGUGUUCAUAAUCAUUCAAAGCAACACCUACGUCUUUCUAGGUAUACAAGACUGUUGGGAUGGAAAAAAGCUGCUCACGACGGAUUGUGUUUUUGCAUAAUAUACUAAAGAGUUCUUUGAAACAUGACCCACUACAAUGUAUUUCUACAACAACUUAUAUCCACAAUAAUCUUGCAUUCUACUUUAAUAAUCCAGUGGCUGAUGAUUAAAUUUUUGCCUCAGCAUGCUAUUACUUGUCGGGCUGUUACAGUAGAAAUGGUAUUGGAUCCCAAAGCUACAAGUCUUCACAGUGAUUACGGAAGUUUUGACAAGCCACCAGGAAGAGAUAGUGGACACGACAGAGACACUGAAGCAGCUGUUGAUGGCACUAGUAGUGGAAUGGCGCAAUCAAGUGAUAUUUACCAGAGACAACCUUUACUUCCAUGUACAUCAAUUAAGAGUAAAGACAAAUGGAGUGGGGUUGCUUCAGAAUCAGACUAUUUUGAAGAAGAAGGAGACGAUAAAAUAAACAGUAUAGGUCAUACCCGCCAUCCAGGAAUACCUAAUGGCUCUGGGAGUGAAAUAAAAAUUGAAAUACCAAUCCCACUCAGAGAAGAGCCAAGAUUUCCCAAAGAAAAAGGAAAAACAGUUCUUGCAUUCAUCUUCAUGACUGCAAACUUCAUACUGACCACAACUUCCUUAGCUGUAGUUCAUGAACGUGUACCUGAUCGCAAUGUGUAUGGUCCUCUUCCAGAUGUGGUCCUUGAUAAUGUUGAAGCACAAGAUUGGGCUCUUGCCGUAUCGGAAAUUAUUAUCAUCAUAGUAUCUAAUUCAGCAAUGGUAUUUGUAAUAUUUCACAAACACCGGUACAUUGUUUUACGAAGAAUAUUUUUAUUAAUGGGGUUGUUGUACUUCAUGAGAAGCAUCACGAUGUACGUCACCGUUCUUCCGGUGGUCAGUAAAACAUAUCACUGUAGUCCCAAAGAAAAUAGCACAAGUCCUCUUCUAAUAACAAAGCGAGUUCUCCAACUCAUUUCUGGUUUUGGAUUAUCAAUUAAUGGCAAGCACACUUAUUGUGGAGACUACAUCUACAGUGGGCACACUGUUGUGCUUGUACUCAGCUAUCUAAUCAUUCAAGAAUAUUCUCCGAAAAAGUGUUAUCCAGUGCAUUGGCUAGCUGGAAUAUCUGCAGUUGUUGGAGUUAUCAUGCUAUUGAUAUCUCAUGGCCAUUAUACUGUUGAUGUUUUAAUAGCAUAUUAUGUUACAACUAGAUUGUGGAAUAUGUAUCACACAUUGGCAAACAAUGCACUACUUAAGCAAUAUGGCCCAAAUAACUUUUUGGCUCGACAUUGGUGGUUCCCCUUGUUCAGAUAUUUUGAGAGAAACAUAGGUGGGACUGUUCCACGACAAUAUGAAUGGCCUUUGCCUUGGCCUCGAAAAUUUCUUGCCAAACAUCCUAACCGAGAUAGUUAAUAUUUAUACGAGCUUCGUAAAGGAGCUUGUGUUUCCACAGUGAUAUUUAAUGUACAUAGUUUUGAGGACUUAUGAUAUAAAGUUUGCUCAAGUGACAAGUCUACCUUUGUUUACUGUAAGGGAAUCUAAAAGAUGUACCCUUACUGAAGUGAUUUACUUCACCGGUAAAAUAUAUUUUUUUAUUUGUAUUUAAACUUUACUAAAUGUAAGAAAAUUCAAGAUCUCAAGCGCUUUAUUGAAUGUUAACACUAAGUUCGGACUUUAUACGUUGAUAGCUGAAACAAAUUCUUGCGCCACACAAAACAAUUUUUUCUGCAAGCUAACUUACUAUUAUUACACCAAAAAUCCUAUCAAGAGCAUAUGAUUUUGAGUUUUGCUAAAUUUGACACUGUUUAAAUAAAAAUAUUAAAAGAUACUACUUUAGCCGGUGAGGUAAAUUGCAUUAUGAAGGUCGGUAUAUUCCAUCCCGUUAACACCACUAAAAAAGAUGAAAGAACUUUGCAUUCACAAUGUUCAAUUAAUCGUCGUAUUACAUGGUUUUCCCGCUUCGUUUCUGUACAACACUAUUCUUGGUUUUGAUAUAAUAUUUACAGCGUAUGUGUAGUAGAAAGAGCUCAUAUUGUAUAUAUUAACUUUUUAAACAGUUUAUAAAAAAGACGAUUUACCAUCUGAAAAUUGAAAAUUUCGUACGACAGAUCAAUGUAAUGUCCCUAACCAGUCAUGCAUUGUGAUAUUUAAUAUAUUUAUCUUUGAUUCAAAACUUUACAGUGUAUUUUAUACACUUACAUAUGAUUUCUUUGUUCAAAAUUUAUUUGGAAAAAUUUUCAAGACUUUAGAAAGUUUGGUAAUUUUAUAGCCAAAAUAAUUAGAGACAUAAUAGUUACAGUAUAAGAUUUCAUCAUAGACUUACAGUCUUGAUAACAUUGUAAAGUAAUUGAUUCUACGAUUGCAUGGGACCAAUUAUAUUUGGUUAAAGAUUUUCUCUAAAAAUGUUUUGAAAAUUUUUUUAUCAGGAUAAUGAGACUAAAUUACUUUUGGUAGUCGUUUAGUUUUCAAUUGCAAAAAUUUAUUAUUACAGUUAAAUACAGUACAAUGAAUUUAAAUGUUGCGCAAACUCAACUCAACUUUAUGACUGAAAAUACUUUUAGAAUUUUAUAUUGAAAAUGAAAGAAAACAUUAUCUUGAAAAUUAAAUUUCCCAUACAAAAUCUAUCUUUAAUGCUAUGUGAAAUUUGAAAAACUGUAUACACUAUUGUUAAAAACAUACGCUUUCGACAGAUAAUCUAGGCUUAUUACUUUAAAAUAUUUGAAAACAUGGUCUGCUUUAGAAAAAAUCUGACUUGAAAAUUACAAUACUUACUACAGUAAGUGUUUCUGCUCUUUGAAACUUAUUGGACAUUCUAUGUUACUGAAAUGAAAUGAAAAUCAAUGGCAUUGACCACGUAUUAUUAUUACGGAUAAGAAUCUCAAAAAGAAAGAUUUGUUUUUAAACAACUUUUUGAAUUGAAAAAUGAAAUUCUAACAAAUGCUUAUACUUAUUGAAUCAUAAAAUAUUGUACAAAAACUAUAGUAAAGUUUUUAACUUAAUUAUUCAGGCAUGUAUCAUUGUAUGUGCGUGUGUGUGUGUGUGUGUACGUUCGCGUUAGAGUUUAUUAAUUUAAUACUGGAUUAAAACUGUGUCGUUUAAAAAGCAAAGUUAAUUAUAAUAAUAAUAAUAAUAAUAAUAAUAAUAAUACAAGUUUUCAAAAACUGCUACUCAAAUAGGCAAGUAAUAUUUUAUAUCACAGUGAUAUUCGUAUUGUGUGAGAAAAAUAUUAAGUUACAAUGUUACUAAACGUUUUUUGCAAUAUUUGAACACUCUACGUCUUCUCUAUGCUGAAACGCACUUGAUACCAAUUGAAAAGUAUUGAUUGAUUUUGGCAUUUACAAGUCAAAACCUUUGAAUUAAUGUACAAAAAUUUUAAGUACAGUUUUUCCAAUGCUUUAUUUUUGAAGACUGCUAAAAUUACGUAUAAAACUGUACAGCUGUUCAAAAUAUCGAUAUAAUAAGUUAUGUACUCGUAUAGUUGACUAAAUUAUGGUUGGGCUUACAUUAAUGUCAAUGUUAUGAAAAGACUGUAAAAUUUUGUCAUAUAUUUUUCAAAGAUAAUGCAGUGUUGUUUAAUGCAUUCUGGUUAAAAUUGUUUAAUAGAUUCUAAAAAUGCAUUCACAAGCGCUGCAAACAUUGAAUGCUUCUUCCAACAAUGAACCGAGUUGUGUGGAUGUAUACUAAAAUAAUUUUGUGACUUCAUUACGUUUUUUCCAUUUCUCAUUAGUUGAAGAUAUUUUGUUUUGACUAUGUCCUGAGAGGAAUUUAAAGAUGUUUUUACUAAGACACUACACUUUGUAUUGUAUACAGUAGUAGAGUCAGCUUCUAUGUUGAUCUUUUAUAAUGAGUAAGUUUCUGUAAUGACAAAUUCAGAACUGUAAUUUAGUUAAAAACAUUUUUGUAAGUGCCUGCAGCUGCUAUUACAUACGUAAAAAGAGAAAAAAUUGAAUGAAUCGGGUCAACGGGCAUACCAGCGUUUCUAUGUAAAUAAAUAUAUUUUUUCUUUGUAGAAUCUUUUGGUAAAUUGUUACAGUGGUGUAUUAAAGAUGUAUAACUAGAUUUAUUUUGUUUUCAACUUUUUACGUAACUGCUUCAAGAGCUGCAAAUUGCAGUGAAAGCUUCAUUGUAUGAUGGUAUAGUUAUUUGAAAAGAAAUAGUUAAUUUUAAGGUAAUAACAUUGGUUCUUUUCACUCUAUCUUGUUUAUUUCAUAAUUAAAUGAUGAGGAGACAACUACUAAAUUAUCAAAUUUUACUUCAUUUUUUGUGAAAACGUUAUGGCCGUUUCGGUAUCACAGUACUUCCUUCUGAUUUAUGUAUAACAAAACUUGUACGUCUGAAAGAGGUACUGCGAUACCGAAACGGCCGAAUUGUUUUUAUGAGAAAUAAAGUACGUAUUAACAAUUAAUUAUUAGUCUACUUAUUUAAUUGAUGUGACGAGAGUCUUUAUCAAGUGUUGACCAAAAUUGUUGAACUAUUGUUUGCUUAACUUCCUUGUAGAGGUAUCAAAAUAUUGUACCGUUCAAAAAUAAAUAGCUUUGCUAAUAUAAUCUGUUGGAAUGUAUCUUGUGGUGUGAAAAAUUAAAAUAUUCUCUUGACCAAACUAAUCUGUUCUAGGCUUUUAAUUUCUAUUUUUGCAUUCUAAUAACAGUUUACAAUACAAUUUUA
This is a messenger RNA of Copidosoma floridanum, 4774 nucleotides long. Its product is annotated as phosphatidylcholine:ceramide cholinephosphotransferase 1. NCBI's taxonomy places the organism in Eukaryota, Metazoa, Arthropoda, Insecta, Hymenoptera, Encyrtidae. Gene Ontology annotation, cellular component: Golgi membrane; plasma membrane; endoplasmic reticulum membrane. The record is from RefSeq and is a predicted model, not a curated record. Gene Ontology annotation, molecular function: ceramide cholinephosphotransferase activity; sphingomyelin synthase activity. Gene Ontology annotation, biological process: sphingomyelin biosynthetic process; ceramide biosynthetic process.